Molecule: messenger RNA, 1476 nt
Organism: Odontomachus brunneus
Lineage: Eukaryota; Metazoa; Arthropoda; Insecta; Hymenoptera; Formicidae
Gene: P5cr
Product: pyrroline-5-carboxylate reductase
Exons: 6
Coding region: 308-1156 (282 amino acids)
Biological process (GO): L-proline biosynthetic process
Molecular function (GO): pyrroline-5-carboxylate reductase activity
Source: RefSeq, a predicted model, not a curated record
CCAAUACUCUAUUCCGUUUUCGUGUACUGACAACUACAGGCUCGGUUGUGUCGAUGCAUAGAUAUAAUCAUAUUAUAAAACAGCUGCGUAACGACAUAUACUGAGCCGACACUUGCCAGUACACGGGAACGGAAUAGAGUCUCUGGUAUUACCAAUAAUUACGAAAUAGCUUCACACUGAGUAAACGAAUCCUCUGUUCAGAUUUGGAAACCAGAAACAAGUUUUCCUUGACAAAAAGCACGAUAUUUCGUGAAAAACGUGAAAAUUGUACACGGUACAGAAUAUAAUCGAGACUUUACAGUUGACUAUGGAGGAACAACAAUUGAAGUCUGUUAAAGUCGGAUUUAUUGGAGGCGGAAAUAUGGCCAGUGCUAUAGGCGCUGGUUUAAUUAACAAAGGUAUAUUAAAUCCAGACAAAUGCUGGGUUUCUACUCAUACAGACAGGAUGCACAGUUUUUGGCAACAACUGGGUGCUCAUCCGACUUUGAACAAUUGCGAAGUUCUGGACAAUUGUGAUGUUGUGUUUCUGGCAAUAAAACCGCAUAUGUUGGAUGAUGUCAUUGUUAAUAUUACUGUGAGACAAUCAGAUCAUGGAUCAAAAAUAAAGUAUAAGGGAAAACUUUUUAUCUCAGUGCUUGCUGGAGUGACUCUCGACGUCUUACAGAAUAAACUCGAACUGAUUGCGGAUUUCCCAAGGAUAGUUAGAUCUGUGCCGAAUACACCUUUGAUGGUUGGGGAGGGAAUUACAGUUUAUUGCAGUCAAAACACCACUCCACAGGAUUUAAAGAUGAUAGAUACAUUGUUCUCCCACAUUGGUAUCUGUGAAAAUGUUCCAGAAUCUCUUAUGAAUGCUAUCGGUGGUCUGUCAGGCUGUGCUCCUGCUUUUGCUUACCUCAUCAUAGAAGCAUUAUCAGAUGGUGCUGUCAGGAUGGGUGUACCGAGAUUAAUGGCGACUAAAUUCGCAGCGCAAGUACUGGUAGGUGCUGGAAAAAUGGUUCUUGAAACUGGACGACAUCCUGGUCAGUUGAAGGAUGAGGUCUGCUCGCCUGGAGGUACUACUAUCGCUGGCGUUCACGCAAUGGAAGUCGGCGGAGUCAGGGGAUCUAUGAUUAAUGCAGUUCAGGCUGCUGUAAAGAGAACUAGUGAAUUGCGAUAAAACCAUGCUGAGCUAGGUCCUGUCAAUAGAUAAUAUUUAGGGCCAUUUGUAGUUAUAUUUGAAGUAAAUGUUUUCAACACAAUGUUAUCACUUAAUUUUACAGAUAUAUUUCUAGUUUUGUUCACAUAAUUAAUGUAAUUAUAUUUACAUUAUAACACGAAAACGCACAGAAAUAACGGAAAUCUCUUCUUGCAAGAGAGAAUUCUAUAUUUAAAACGUAUAUUUUAAAAUAUUUUUUAUAUAUAACUUAUAACUAUACAAAUUUCAUUUUUAUAAAUCAGUUUAUUACAAAAAGUAUAUUAGAUAUGUAUGAUAAAUCA